This is a messenger RNA of Vespa crabro (European hornet), 5785 nucleotides long. Its product is annotated as apoptosis-resistant E3 ubiquitin protein ligase 1. The record is from RefSeq and is a predicted model, not a curated record. Gene Ontology annotation, biological process: negative regulation of apoptotic process; proteasome-mediated ubiquitin-dependent protein catabolic process; positive regulation of protein catabolic process. Lineage: Eukaryota; Metazoa; Arthropoda; Insecta; Hymenoptera; Vespidae. Gene Ontology annotation, molecular function: ubiquitin-protein transferase activity. The coding region runs from base 1017 to 3818 and encodes 933 amino acids. The transcript is spliced from 16 exons.
GAGUCUGGAAGGACGCGCGUUUAAGAAGGUCGAGUCAAAGUGGGGAUGAAAGAGUAGAGGAGUGGGUGCCUUGGCUCUGUCGAGGUGGAGGGGGAGCUCGGAGACGCGUCUCGCGAGGGUGCAGUAGUCGUGAAGCGUGAGGCCGCGGGAGCCGAUCACCUUAGUGAAGUUCGCGCGUGUCCGGCAAAAAUAUGCGCGCGGCCAGAGGGCGCGUCCUUGUCGACGGGGAAACCGCGAAGCGCGAGCCUCCUUCUUGGAACCUUUGACACGCGCCGCCACCGCGAGUAGUCGCGAGCGAUCCUUAGUAGACGCGCCGUGUCGUGUCUCGAGUAGAAGCUUCGCUUUUUUAUUCGACACUUUAAUCCUCCCCCUUUUUGAUCUAAUCUUUCUUAUUUUUCUUUUAAUUUCUUUCCCUUCUUUCUUUUCUUUAUACAUUCAUUUUCAUUUAUCUUUUCUACUUCGUUUCUCGUAACUCAACCUGCUCCGCUAAGCUUUCUCAAAUCGUAAAAAAAAAGAUUUUUUAUUGCUGUUCGUGCUUUUCUUCCUUCACUUCUUCUUCGUCUUCUUCUUCGUCUCCGUCUUCGUCUUCGUCUUCGUCUCCGUCUUCGUCUUCGUCUUCGUCUUCGUCUUCGUCUUCGUCUUCGUCUUCGUCUUCGUCGUCGUCGUUGUUGUCUUCAUCGUCGUCGUCGUCGUUGUUAUUUAUUAUAUUUGCAAGGUCUUUCCUUUCCGCUUCGUCUAUUUCUACUUCUUAUUAUUCUUGUUCUUCAAUACCCCGCGUCUAAAGUCGAUCACUCUCCGCCAAGACGAUCUUCUCCGACAGGCACGAUGAAGUAUUAGUCGAAAUCAAUCGGAUAGGAAGGACGAAGCUCGCGAUAAAAGGAAUCUUACAAAUAUUUUGUCUAAAAAAAAAAAAGAAAAGAUGACCGCGACAACCGACGGACGUAAUUGCGGAAAAAAUACAUCUUAGUCGAUAAAGAAAAAAGUUUGUCAGAAGGGAAAAGAGACCCGAAGGAAUUAUGCCGGACAAAAAUCCAACCUGUCGAGAUGGGCAACGCGAAAACAAAGACUUCUUCGUCGAUGAGAUAUCGUCGAUCGGCAUGUCACUGCGGCCCAGCGGCAGCGCCUCUUCCGGUAUCUCGACCCUCGCCAGCUGCGGUGAAGUCGACGCGCUACCCGAACUUCCGGCACAGGAUGAAGAACGUUUACAACGUGCAGCACGUUUGUUGCAACAACGGCUUGUAUUACGUCAAUGGCUGGCGGAUCAUGGCUUACAUAGCUAUUAUCAAAAGUUAAUGCAAAUGGACGUUAUGUCUCUGGAAGAUGUAUAUUGGGUGGAGGACACUGCGGCACAAGCCACGCUUGGCAAGGAUCUACAACGAUGGAUUCAGGCCAGGCAGGCAUUACCUACUUCGAAGAGAGAUUUAGAAACUUUAAAGGCGGAUCUAUGGAGUGCUGUUGUAAAAAACAGUCAACAUCAAGACGCUUGGACAUGGGGUGGAAUGUUAGUAGUAUCCGUGUCAGUAGCUGGUUUAGUUACUCUGGCUGCUAUGACGCAGCCUGCAUUAGCACCAGAAGCUAAGCAUUCUCUUUUGCAAUAUGUUACUGGAAAAUAUUUAUUACCGAGCAACUGUCGUGUCCAUUUUGAGUGGGAAGAGCCACAACUUGUAGGAGAAACAAUGACUUUUACUGUAAAGUUCUAUCAACGAAACGGUCAACCAUAUCCGAUCUGCGACAAGGAUAAUCUCAUUGUGGAAGUGACAGAAGGCUCGCGGAGAGUAGCUACUCUAAUAGAAUUAGGAGGUACCGAUCCUUUAGCUGCAAAUACUGCAGUAGUGAAGUUCACCGUCCGCCAUGCUGGACAAUACAAAAUAGCUGUACUUAUUGGAUCAUGUCACGUUCACGGCAGUCCAUUUCUUAAAAAUUUUCUGCCUGGACCUCCAGAUCCAAAUAAAACCGUCUUCGUACGUCAAAGUUCUACGGUCGUUUGUACAGCUGGUAUUGCACAUUCAAUGACAAUAGAACCACGAGAUGAAUAUAAUAACUUAUGCAUAUUUGGUCCCGGCGAAAAACCCACUAAAGGGUACGAUGUCAAUAUUAUUCAGCAGAUAGGUAAUCAUGCGGUAAAAGGAUCGGUUAUAGAUUACUCGAUUCAUCUCGACUACGAUUCUCCAAAUCAGAGAGUUCGAUUGAAAGUUAGCUUUCCAAAAGGUGGUUGUUAUCAUGCGACUGUUAGCCUCGCAGGAUUACAAUUACACAAUGGAGACUUUGACAUUAUCGUUCUGGAAAGUUCAGUUGCAAGAUUGGUUCAUAGUAAUGUUGCUUCUAAAGAUCCAGAUAUAUGCUACGUUGCUAAAUUAUUAGGUAUGCAAGGUGAAAGAUUCUCUAAGCCAAAAAAAGUCUUUUGUUAUAUAUCACCAAAGCAAUUAACGAUCAAGGAAUAUUUAUUAAAAUUUAUUCCUAAAAGACUUGUUACUUUUAGACUAUGUCCUUCGACUAAGUUUCAUUUUGACUGUUUGAACAAUCAUCACGAGGGAUAUCAUUCGUUUUCAAUAGACGACGGAUGUCAACCACCCGUAGAAUUAAUUUCUUUAUAUCGCGAUAUAAUAGCCGCUACCUUUACAUUGUUUCUUCUUAAAAAUAUCGGUGGUAGCGAGACCUUCGCCGAUAAACAAGAUUUUUUUUAUCACGAAGUUCGAAAACAUCACCAGAAAUAUUAUCAUGAGAAACUUUCAAUGAAAGUGCAACGAGACAAACUUUUAGAAUCGUCGAUGAAAGCUACUAAAGGAUUUUCAGUGAGCGAUUGGUGCAGAAACUUUGAAAUAACGUUUCAAGGCGAACAAGGAGUUGACUGGGGUGGUGUACGCCGUGAAUGGUUCGAAUUGAUCUGCGCGGCUUUAUUUGAUCCAGGAAAUGGUUUGUUUGCAUCGUUUGGUGAAUCCCAACAAGCUUUGGUACAUCCUAACAGCAAACGACCGGCUCAUCUUAAGUUAAAGCAUUACGAAUUCGCUGGACGUAUAGUUGGCAAAUGUUUAUACGAAUCGGCACUCGGAGGAUCGUAUCGACAGUUGGUACGAGCAAGAUUUACAAGAUCUUUUCUUGCACAAAUUAUAGGUCUUAGAGUGCAUUAUAAGGUAAAGUAUUUCGAACAAGAUGAUCCCGAUUUAUAUUUGAGUAAAGUAAAAUAUAUUCUUGAAAAUGAUGUGGAAGAAAUGGAAUUGUAUUUUGUUGAAGAGGAAUACGAUAAGGACGGUCAAUUAUUAAAGGUAGCAGAAUUAAUUCCUGGAGGUAGUAAAGUACGCGUUACCAAUGAUACGAAACUUCGGUAUCUAGACGCGUUAGCGCAACACAGACUCGCUAGUUCAAUUCGCAACGAAGUCGAUCACUUUCUACGUGGUCUCAACGAACUCAUUCCAGACAACCUAUUAGGCAUAUUCGAUGAAAAUGAAUUAGAAUUACUGUUAUGCGGAACCGGUGAAUAUAACGUAGCAGACCUACGGACACAUCAUAUAGCUAAUGGAAGUUCUCCAGAAUUUCUACGUGUCCUUGAUUGGUUUUGGACGGCAGUAAGUAAUUUUACGCGAGAAGAAAUGGCACGAUUACUUCAGUUUACUACCGGUUGUUCUCAAUUACCACCUGGCGGAUUUCAACAACUAAGUCCACGCUUUCAAAUAACAGCGGCUCCUACAUUCGCGAAUUUACCUACAGCUCAUACGUGUUUCAAUCAACUCUGCUUACCCGAUUACGAGUGCUACGAUCAUUUCGAACGAGCGUUGUUAUUAGCGAUCAGUGAAGGUACCGAAGGUUUUGGUAUGAUCUAACAAGAAAAAAGCUAUAUACUGAUAAAAACAUACAUACACACAUUAUACAUAAAUAUACAAGCUAACCUCUAGUCUAUUCUAGUCGAUAUAAUUUGUCCAUUAUAUUGAAAUAAUGUAUAUUGUGUCCCAUUUUUUAUUAUUUGAUAUCAAGUAUUAAUUUUCAUUCCAAUGUUUACUUUCGAUAAUGUCUUUUCUUAACAAAGUUUUUAUACUCUUAAAAAACAUAUAAACUGCAUUUUGUUAAACUUAAGUCGUUUGAAAUAUCUUUAACAAAUGUUCAGCUAAAUUAUGUUCUGCUAAUGACCAUCAAAAUUUAAGCGUAAGAACAUGCCGCAUUUAAUGGCUUGUGGUAACGUUUUUAUAUAAAAACCGUUAUAUACUAACAAUAUAAGAGCAAUUUUUAAUCUCAUUAUCAAUGAAAAUUUGCUCGAUUUCUCAAAGCAAAAUUUAGUAUAAGUAAGGUAUUCUAAGUGUUGUUGAAUACAUGAACAUAUUUCGUUACUCGAGCCAUAAGAUUCAGCAUAAUUCAACUUGCAAAAUAAUAGCAAGACCGAGGUAUUUAAAAUAUUGUUUUGUAGAUACUAUCGUAGAUUUUAAAAAGGUAGCGCGUUAAUCGUUAUUGAUUCAUACAAAAGAAAAAAGAAACUAUAGAAAAAGAUAUAGAUUUGAAUUUUUUCGUUUGUUAUUUUUUUUUCUUUUUUCUUUAUACUGUAUAGUAAAUAUCAUAUAUAUAUACAUAUAUAUAUAUAUAUAUAUAUAUAUAUAUAUAUAUAUAUAUAUAUAUAUAAUAUAUACAUAUAUACAAUAUAUAUAUAUACAUAUAUAUAUAUCGUCAAAUUGUUCAUUAGAAAUUACAAAGUAACUAUAAUAAUUUGUAUAAUCGUUUCAUAUCUCAUCGUUAUAUUUCUUCUAUAUUAUUAUAUUUUAUAUACUCAAUUACGGAACGAAAGCAAUCACAGUAUAAUCAAAGCCAAAGGCAAAAGACAAUGUAUUGUACAUUUAGAAUAUACUCUACGACAUUCGUUAAUUAGUGCGUACAUACGUGAAUCUCGCAAUAAAAAGAAAAUUUCUUAAUAUCGACGGUAUAUACUUGUUACUUUCUAUGGAGACCCGUAGAUCGGGUUUUAUAAGAAGUUUUACUUAUGAAAAAAAUAUCACGACCACGAUCGUCGUGGUAUUGCAAAUAGACUAACGUGAAUUAUGUUAUUCCAACCACUUUAAGAAUAAAUUCAUUUCUCAAGAUUAUACCGUUCGGGAUUGUAUAAUACAUACCAUACUCAGGAAAAAAAAGAAAAAAAAAAACCCCCCAUUUUGUGAUAAUUAUAAAUCUUCCACUGUUCUACACGUCAUGUGAAAAAACAAAAAUAGAGAAUCUUACUUGCAACGAGAAUAGCAUAAAAAAUAAAAUAAAAAAAAAAUAAAAGGAAAGAGAAACACGGAAAAAAGGAAACAAUUAGGAAAUUUCACGAAUCUGGCUUAGAACUGUUGUGGAUGAUGCUUAAGAUCCUUCUUGUACUUAAAAACACAGUAAUGCAAAAUGUGAUCGUGCGUUUCCAAAAGCAAUGACACUUGCACGUGGUUGCUUAACAUUAAAAUUAACUCUAAUAACAUCAGUCUUCUCUAUAUAAAAAAAAAUACUAUAGUAUAAGCCGCAAGCAUAUUCCAAGUUUUGCUUCCUUUUGAUUGCUUUGCAACUGUAUUGUCGAAAACACCAAGAUUCUCUGAUAUGAGACAUGAGAACUAUGAACAAAAAAAAAUAAAAAGGAAUCAAGAAAUCGUAAUAGCACGAGAGAAUCAUAUUUAUUAAAUAAAAACUGAAAAUAGAUACACAUAGUUCCGUCUUCUGGUAAAAACAGAUCAUGCAUCGUUAUCUUAGCGGUCGGGUUGACGAUACUUUGUUUUUAUCAGUUUAUCAAAAUACGCGAAAAAAGUGUAAAACUUAUAGAUUAAAAAGUAUAUAACAAGCA